AUGGAGAGAAGGCGCCAUUACGAGGUCCUGUGCAUUGCCGACUUCAGCUCUGCCGAGGAGGUGCGCCUUGCGUACAAGUCGCUCGCCCUCAAGUACCACCCCGACAAGAACUUGGGCGACCCGACAGCGGCGGAGCGCUUCCGCGCAGUGUGCCGUGCUUACGAAGUGCUUUCGAAUGAAGAAACGAAGCGCAAGUACGACCUCGCGCUGCGCGCUGCCCUAUCCGAGUAUGGCCAGCGCGCUAGUGGCAAAACCGGCGGCCAUGGAGUCGCCAAUCCGUAUUCCAUGGCGGCCCCCUCUAUGUCGGAUAUGUACAGAGAGCUGUACCAACGACAAGCCGCGCGGGCUAGCACACGCAACCGCACCUCGUCGGCGCCGCCGCAAAGCGGCAAGGCAUCUACCUCACAGUACACUAAGGCGCAGCAGGAGCACUUUCGCAAGCGUGAGAGGGAGCGGCAACAGGAGCUGCGCCGUCAGAGGGAGAAGGAGAGGAAGGAGCAGCGUGAUCGAGAGCGGGAGGCGCUGCGCAGAGAGCAAGAGCGGCAAGAAGAGCUGCUUCAGCAGCGGUGGCGUCUGCAGCAGCAGCAACAGAGGGUGUACCCCGCGCGCGGAUCAACACGCAUCACAAGCGCAGCUGGCGCUGCAUCACCGUCGACCGGCACAACUAGCGACUCCACAGCUCACAUCGACGACGGUAACGGCUUCUCGCCUCGCAUGCGACGUGGAUCCCCAUGUGUGACGACGGAUGGGGUGCGUAGCGGCAUUGAAAGCCAUGCGCCGAACACGGUGCACCUUGGCACGCCGGCGCGGUUGACAAUGUUGGCCCGCAAUGGCGUCGCUACCACACCGCAAGCGUUCCGGGCGUACUCGCCAUUAUCUCUGUCGCCACGGCCGGCCGCCAAGCCUCGUUGUGCCGAGGCCGACGCGCCUGGUGAGCCGUUGUCGUCAUCCACGUGGCGGGAGGAGGAGACAGCGGAUGCGGAGGCGGUGGAGGGUGGGCUGUCGACAGGCUGGCACACGCACCCCAACGCACUCGUGAACAGCGGCGACCUGGGGGAGAGAGCGGCCCACUACAGCAGCUACAGCAGCUGCGCCGGCUCACCCGUUGGCGCCGAGGAGCAGGCGAUGGCGCAGUCGGCGGGCGUAAAUCGGGCCUUCCGCCCGGGGAGUGCGCCGCUUCUGCGACCUGCGUGUGGCGUUGCACGCGCCAGUGGCGUAGAUGCACGGUCGGCGGCGUCUGCUCAGCCGAGCACCCGCAACACGCACACCACGUCGGAGGACUGCAGCGAAGAUGGCACGGCGGCUGGCUGCGGAGACAACCGUCACCGCACGGCGUCCUCGUACCGUCCAGGGACGCGCAUCACGACGGUGAACCGAGUCGCGAUGCCGCCCGCGUCUUCCACGGCCUCAACGCCACGCCACUGGGGAACACCUCGCAGCUUCACGAACCUUCACGCAGCAGCGGCAGCGUCACCGGCUUCCUUGGCCGCGUCGCCGCGGGGCCAGUCAAUCACUCCGCGUUGUAGCAGCAGUGCGCAGAUGACGGCGAACGGCCGCAGCUAUAGCUCGUCUGCCGGAGCAGCAUCGACGGGGGUCAGGGUAAACCAAACCUUGCACAAUAGCAGCAGCAUCAACGGCGCCACCCGCCGCAGCAACCCCGCACACGCCUCCUUCCUCCACCGAGCGCGCCCCAUGUCGAGUUUAGCGGACAAGGACAGAGAGGUGCUCGACAAGCAGCGGCGAGAGCGAUUGGCGAAGGAGAAGGAGAGGCAGCGAUCAGUCCGACUCGCUGAGGAGGAUCGCCAGUUCCGUCGACUCGCUCGCGCGGCAAAACAUCAGCGCGAGAACGCUGCCGCGGCAGCUGCGAAGGCGGAGGCAGAGGAGCCGCUGUCCUUUGAGAAAGAGCUGGAGUUCCUCCUGCAUGACGAGGCGAGUGAGCGGGAGCAGCUGAUCGAGCGAGAGGAACAGCUCGCGUGGCGCCGCCUACAUCGCCAACAGGCGAAAGUGAUUCAGGCUGUCCUGGUGCGACGCCGCCUCGCCGCUCUCACGACGGAGGAGAUGACGUGGCGCAACGGUUUGCUGCAAGUGUGUCGGGUCGAGCGCGACCGCUAUUUCGUGUGCUUCUACGAGCGACUCGACCGCCUGUACCUCGAGGGUCGCGAGGGGCGUGAUAGGCGUCAGUUGGUUGGGCGUGAGGCAGCUGACAGAUACCAUGUACGUCGGGCCUCACAGCGACGCUCCUCCAUGGCAACUGAGGAGGCGUCGCAGCGGCGCCAGCUCUCUGGUAGCGCCAUGCAGGUGGUUCUUGGCCAGGGCGUGCUGGUCGCAGAGGCGGUGGAUUGCGCGUCCGCCCCCGCUGCGGAGGCGAAGGCUCGCCGCAGCUCUUUCCCCAGCGUUUACGACGAUGCUGCUCAGCUAGAGCAUCGGUGUGAUGUCGGCGUCAGGCUCGCUGGAAACCAACCUUGGCACCAGCAACAGUCGGAGCACCAGCAGCAGCACCCGGACCAGUGGAUUUCCCCCGCGGCACUUGCUGCUCAGGCCACUAGUGCACUGGACGCGAAGAGAGGCCGCGCUAGGAGCGCUACCAGCUCCACCGCCGUGACGGAUAUCUCUACGACUGGGUAUCCGGAGUCUUUCCUUUCGGCAACCGGCACGCUGGAGGCGGCGUCCACGAUGGCGGACAGGCUGUCGGGCGGUAGUGCCUUUGCAAGGGCAUCUGGGCAAGCGAGCCCGUGCGCAUCCCCCAAGAAACGCAGCGCGUUGGGCUCGUCGAACAGCACAGAUUGCCCUGCCAUCGCCGUCGCCACCUCCGCCAAUGGCGCGACAAAGAUGUUGCUGGCCGGAACGGAGCGGCGCCUACUGAUGCUCGCCAGCGACGAGAUUCGCCAACGCAGGCUGCUUGUGAAGCAGCAGCAGCAAGAGGAGAUGACGUUGCGUCGUCGGCGCGCCACGGCCCUACAUUGUGUCUUUGCCAAGGAGAAGGAGAACGCCGUCAAGCACGCACAGCGUUGUGCGCUUGUGGAGGUAGCCGCGCUCAGGGCGCAGCUGCGCACGUUGCAGCGGCAAACGAGACGCUUCUCGUCUCCACGCAGCAUGGAAGGCGGUUCCUCUGCCGCGGCCGCCAGCACCGCUUCCGGUUCCUCUGCCAAUUCCGUAUCGUUGAAGAUGGAGUCCUCGGCAGUGUCGCGUCAUGGCUCGCCACUGCCUAUGCUGCCUCGGCCCACCUCCGAAGCCGCCGCCGCUGCGUGUGCAUCAUCGCCCAACACGGCGCGUGCGCUUUCGGUUGCGAGCAUCCUCACGGCGGCGGCGGCGCUGAGCGGCUGGACGGCAUUGCCGGACUCAGAUGGGGAGGAGGAUUAG
Molecule: messenger RNA, 3360 nt
Organism: Leishmania major strain Friedlin
Lineage: Eukaryota; Euglenozoa; Kinetoplastea; Trypanosomatida; Trypanosomatidae
Product: putative chaperone DNAJ protein
Exons: 1
Coding region: 1-3360 (1119 amino acids)
Source: RefSeq, a predicted model, not a curated record